AUGCCGUCGCUCCCGCAUCCAGAGGAACGUGCGCGCUAUUCCGCGGAACUUACUCUCGGUGCACGCACGCAUUCAUCCCACUCUCUAUAUCUAGAGUCCCGGACAAUGGGCGCGGAAAAACGUACCGUCAAAAUAAUUGUGAUAGUUGUCGUGAUACUGCUUAUUAUUGCAUACGAGACCACCAUUCCUGAUGACCCACCACGUGCCCCGUGCUCCAUCCAUAACAGGCACGAGCAGCAGAUCAGGAGCAACAACUGUGAGAUGGCCAUGAGGGUCUGGGCACCUUGUACAGUUGACGAAUUCUACGGGUACAACAUGGGCACACCUUGCGUGUUCUUGCGUCUCAACUAUGUAAGUAUUUAUAAUUCAAGCAAUCAGUGGUCUGCAAAACAAAGACUAGAAGUAUUUCUCAAUAAUGCACAAAUGCGAGUUAAAUUAUAA
Diatraea saccharalis (sugarcane borer) is the source of this 441-nucleotide messenger RNA. NCBI's taxonomy places the organism in Eukaryota, Metazoa, Arthropoda, Insecta, Lepidoptera, Crambidae. The record is from the annotation of a GenBank genome assembly.